Quercus robur (English oak) is the source of this 946-nucleotide messenger RNA. RefSeq names its product ubiquitin-NEDD8-like protein RUB2. The record is from RefSeq and is a predicted model, not a curated record. Lineage: Eukaryota; Viridiplantae; Streptophyta; Magnoliopsida; Fagales; Fagaceae. The transcript is spliced from 4 exons. The coding region runs from base 114 to 533 and encodes 139 amino acids. Gene Ontology annotation, molecular function: protein tag activity; ubiquitin protein ligase binding. Gene Ontology annotation, biological process: protein ubiquitination; modification-dependent protein catabolic process; protein neddylation. Gene Ontology annotation, cellular component: nucleus; cytoplasm.
AUAUAUAAACAAACAAACUCACGCUUCUCUAAGCAAAAACCCAAACCCGGUUCUCUCUCUCGCUCUGCUUGAGAAUCAAAGAAAGAGAGAGAGACACUAAGAAGAAGAAGAACAUGCAGAUCUUUGUGAAGACUCUCACUGGGAAAACCAUCACUCUCGAGGUCGAGAGCAGUGACACCAUCGACAAUGUCAAAGCCAAGAUCCAGGACAAGGAAGGUAUCCCCCCAGACCAACAGAGGCUGAUUUUUGCUGGUAAGCAAUUGGAAGAUGGUCGAACUCUUGCUGAUUACAACAUCCAAAAGGAGUCGACACUUCACCUGGUUUUGAGACUUCGGGGAGGAACUAUGAUUAAGGUGAAGACUUUGACAGGAAAAGAAAUUGAGAUUGAUAUCGAACCAACUGAUACCAUUGAUCGGAUCAAGGAACGGGUUGAGGAAAAAGAAGGAAUUCCUCCUGUUCAGCAAAGUGACCUCCAUGGUGUGGAUGGGUUGGCCAAGGAUCAAAGCUUCCUAUUACAACCACCCUGUGAGUAAACAGAUAUAGGCUAUGGGUGGACCUUCGGUGUACAGGCUUAUCUACGCUGGUAAGCAGCUUGGAGAUGACAAAACAGCUAAAGACUACAAUAUUGAGGGUGGUUCUGUCCUUCAUCUGGUGCUUGCACUGAGAGGUGGCAGUUGUUAAGUGGUACUAUCAUAGGAAACCAGUUGAGGUACUAUGUGUACUGAUACUUUUAUGAACGUGUAAGUUGCAUGCGUGUGGAUAAAACCAAAAUGUGGCAGUAAACUUGUUCUAAGGAACUAUUCUGGUACCAAAUGCUGUUAAUUCGCCUUAUUUUCUACAUCUACUGUUAACUUUUUGUGCAUGUACAAUAUUUUGAAUUUUGAUAUGCAUUUCUAAUUUUAGAUGGCCUUAGGCCAUCAAUUUUAUGGAAUUGAGAUUUCUCUUA